CUUCUCUCUCUCCCUCUCUCUCUCUCCCCCCCUCUCUCUCUCUCUCCCGAUCCUUCCAUGGUUCCACAAACCUACUGAACGAUGCAGAAUAUGUUACGAGCAAAGCCGAUCAGUUCCCUUUCUAGCAGUGCUAGAAGCUUUUUCCUUAGCGGUUCACGAUGUAAUGCACCAGAUGCCAAUUCAUGCACGUGCAAUGAGGAUGAAACAUGUGUUUCAAGAAGACAAGAGACGAAAAAUGAAAAUUUACUUAUGCAGAAGCCAUCCUCAGUAUCUAAAACUACAUCUCUAGUUGAAAGAACCUUGGUUUCAGGAAACUCGGCAAGUUCUCACAAGGUUAAGGGCAUUGAUCAAUCUGGCAGUGUACAACAAGUCAGGUCUAAUUCAAGUCCAUCAAGUAAAUCAGACUCUGUAACAUAUGCUUGUGUGGCUGAUGAUAUUCCGAAUCAUGUUACACACUCGUCACCUCUCGAUACUGACCAGUUUUAUAGGGCUGGUAUUGCAGCUGUUAAUUUCAUUUCUGAUUUUGUUCAUUGUAAGCUUCCUGUAUCUGAUGGAAUGGGAAUACUAAGCUACUCUAAAAAUUGUAUGGUGGAACCUGCCUCUACCAUAACCAGCAUUAGAUCUUCAAAUGUGAAACAAAUUAGAAAAGAGGACUUUAUCAGUGUUCAUCCCAAACCUCCGGUUUCUAAUCAUCCAGGGUCAUCAAACCAUGCAAGUAGUAGUUAUAAUGGCUCAAAGGGGAAAGGUGAUAAGUCAAAGUUCGGUAAAGGUUUUAAGCAUAUUGCAUCUUCAGCGACAGAGAAGUCGGAGGUGGCUCCAAAUAUUGCUUUCAAUAAUCAUGACGGUAGAAGACCCUUGCCACAGAGGACAAGAACUCAUACAAACCAAUUUGUCACAAAUUCUGGUUCCAAUGUGCAAACUUCAAAUUCACAUAUGUUGGGAUCAUUUAAGGAAAGCUUCCAUAGACACCCGAGGUAUCUGAAAACGUCAGCAGGAAGUAGUUCAACAAAAACACAUUUUACGAAGACAGGCCACCGUGUUGUGGAAGUUGUUAUAGAUAUACUGCAACAGUUAAAGUGGGGUCCUGCUACGGAGGAGGCUCUUUAUAACCUGAAGUCUUCAAUAGAUGCAUAUCAAGGUAACCAAAUCCUAAAGCAACUUGAAGACCAUUCAGUUGCUCUAAGCUUCUUCUACUGGUUAAAGCGACAACCGAACUUCUGGCAUGAUGGGCAUACUUACACCACCAUGGUUGGUAUUCUGGGGCGUGCAAGAGAGUUUGGUGCAAUAAACAAAUUGCUUGAACAGAUGGUCAAAGAUGGUUGUAAACCUAAUGUUGUAACAUAUAAUCGCCUAAUUCACAGCUAUGGUCGCGCAAACUACCUAAAGGAAGCACUGAAUGUCUUCAAUCAAAUGCAGGAGGAGGGAUGUGAGCCGGAUCGUGUCACUUACUGUACGCUCAUUGAUAUCCAUGCAAAAGCUGGAUUUCUUGAUGUGGCUAUGUCGAUGUAUGAAAGAAUGCAACAAGUUGGACUUUCUCCUGAUACGUUUACUUACAGCGUGAUGAUCAACUGUCUAGGAAAAUCUGGCAAUUUAGCUGCUGCUGACAGACUAUUUUGUGAAAUGGUUAAUCAGGGCUGUGUUCCUAAUAUUGUCACCUACAAUAUCAUGAUUGCUUUGCAUGCGAAAGCAAGGAAUUACGAGACAGCACUGAAGCUAUAUCGUGACAUGCAGAAUGCAGGAUUUAAACCUGACAAAGUUACAUAUAGCAUUGUAAUGGAGGUGCUUGGUCACUGUGGGUAUCUUGAGGAAGCAGAAGCUGUUUUUGUUGAGAUGAAGCAGAGGAAUUGGAUUCCAGAUGAACCUGUUUAUGGUCUUCUGGUAGACCUAUGGGGAAAGGCUGGUAAUGUUGAGAAGGCUUGGGAAUGGUAUGGGGCAAUGCUCAGUGCAGGUUUGCUUCCAAAUGUACCAACUUGCAACUCACUUCUCAGUGCAUUUCUGAGGGUACAUCGAUUGCCAGAUGCGUAUAAUCUUCUCCAAAGCAUGGUAGCUCUCGGCCUAAGGCCUUCUUUGCAGACAUAUACUUUGCUUCUCAGCUGUUGUACAGAUGCACAAUCGCAGUACGAUAUGGGAUUUUGUUGUGAGCUGAUGGAAGUCACUGGCCAUCCUGCCCAUGCAUUUUUACUGUCAAUGCCAGCAGCAGGGCCCGAUGGUCAAAACGUGAGGGAUCAUGCGAGUAAGUUCUUGGACCUGAUGCAUUCGGAGGAUAGAGAGGGGAAACGAGGACUCGUAGAUGCAGUGGUGGAUUUUCUUCACAAAUCCGGGCUCAAAGAGGAGGCCGGUUCAGUUUGGGAGGUAGCUGCACAAAGAAAUGUAUACCCAGAUGCCGUGAAGGAGAAAAGCUAUUGUUAUUGGCUUAUAAAUCUUCAUGUCAUGUCUGAUGGAACUGCUGUGACCGCAUUGUCUAGGACACUUGCUUGGUUUCGCAGACAGAUGCUAAUAUCUGGUGUAAGUCCUAACCGGAUAGAUAUCGUGACUGGUUGGGGCCGAAGAAGCAGGGUCACCGGUUCUUCUCUUGUGCGACAGUCGGUGCAUGAACUUCUGCGUCUAUUUAGUUUCCCAUUUUUCACCGAAAAUGGCAAUUCGGGUUGUUUUGUGGGGUGCGGAGAGCCUCUUAGUCAAUGGUUGCUCCACCCUUACGUCGAACGAAUGCAUUUACUCUAGCUGCUGUGCUUACUUUGUUUGGUUGUUGUAGAAUCAUAAUACAUUUACACCCCAAUUUUGCUGCGAUGGAUUGACAUUCUAGUAUUUAUACAUACUCUUUAACAUGUCAUAGUGCGCAGUUAUUUGAGUUAUUACUCUGCGAAGUUUAUGUAAUUGUUUUAAUGGUAAACUUAAUGAUUCAUGUUAAUAUUUGUUGCGGCGUGUUUCA
Messenger RNA from Cicer arietinum (chickpea), 2929 nucleotides. Its product is annotated as pentatricopeptide repeat-containing protein At1g18900-like. Gene Ontology annotation, molecular function: protein binding. The record is from RefSeq and is a predicted model, not a curated record. NCBI's taxonomy places the organism in Eukaryota, Viridiplantae, Streptophyta, Magnoliopsida, Fabales, Fabaceae.